UCUCUGAAUUCAUAUGACGCCGCCGUCAUUGACGCGUAAACAUGGAAGAGAAAGCAGUGAAAGAUUUGCGAAAACAUAAUUAAAUAAACAAAUACUUGUAAAAUAUGCAUUUAACGAUAGCUUAAGUAGAAAUGGAGCAGUCGGACGUGAAAAUGGAAAUUCUAAUUGGCACUGAGCCGCCUAAAAACACGGUAAGUGAUGAAGGCACUGCCAGUGAAAAAUCUGUUGCACGGGAUGAAGUGGGAGAAAAUCUCCAAAACGAAGAGACCCCAAUAGACGUGGCUAAAUCAAAGGUCGAAUUGCCAAUGCGGGAAUUAGCAGAAUCUUUUUCACAGCAUAAAUCGAUGCCAUCGCUGCAACCUGCGGCAACAGCUGUUUCAAAUGAGCAAACGCUAACCGAGCAGACGAUACCCGUGGAGGAAGAGGUAGCUGUAGAGGCAACUGACGACUCCUUUGAAGGCAACAAUGUUCCUACUACAACAUCUACUGGCGGAACACCCAGCUCGCCGAGCACGCCAAGGUUGCAAAUCACUGAUACUAUAGCGCAUAUUGAAUGCUUAGCCCAAAUUGAACGACAGCGGCAGAGUUAUGAACAACAACUGGAACAAUUACAGACUGCCCUGACGCAAAAAGAAAACAUGAUAACAUUAUAUCAGCGCGAAAAUGCCAUACUUGAUAAGGAAAAGAAUGCUUUUCGCAAAGAAAAAGAGUUGGCUAAUAAAGAAAAGGAGUCAACUGUUAUUAAGUUUGCAAUGAAAGAAAAAUUACUACUGGAUGCUAAGAAAGAAAAAGAAGCCGUGGAGAAGCAGCUAGCAGAUGCAAAAAAAGAAGUGAAAAAUGUGAGCAUACGCUUUCAGGCGCUGAAUGAAGAGAAAUCACGCAUGGCAUAUGUUAUAGACGAAAAGUGCAACGAAGUUCGCAGGUAUCAACGUGAAUGUGAAAAACUAAAAACUGAUUACACUCAUCUAGAGUCCAAGCUAAAGUAUCAUGCGAACAAAUUGAAUAUGGAAAUAGAAACGCGAAUGGCUUUGGAAAAGAAGCUGGAGGAAGAACGAAAUGCGCCUAAUAAACUUGAAGAAAAGGCCAAUGAAAACUUAAAAAUGGAGUAUGAAGCUAACACGAUUUUAUUAAAGCAUGAAAUUAAAAGCAAAACAGAUCAGUUGGAGCACUUAAGCAAAGAGUACAAUAAAUCAAAAGAGGAAGUCAAGCAGCUGCAAGAACAACUGGGCAAAGAAAUUUUGGAAAAAACUGAGUUCUCCACUGCUUUAGCGCACUUACAGGACGAACACAAUUCGCUCCAAAAUGCCUAUAGCGAAGAGAUGUUGAACUCUGCAAAAUUACGUGGUCAAUUGGAUGAGCUACAGGUGCUGAAAACCCAAAACACACUAAAUGAAGAGAAAAUCACAACGCUUUCUGAAGCCGCGCAAGAAAUGAGGGAAAAACUACAUGAUAAUGAACAAGAUUUAUACCAGUUGCGUGAAAGAGAAAAUGAACUGUUGAGUAUCAACAAAGAGAUGAGUGAAUCGAUUGUUGGCCUGCAAAAUGAGAUUUGUUUGUUAAAGUCGAAGGUGCAAGGCAUUGGCGCGGAAAAUGAUAUUUUAAGAAAAGAAAAGUUAGAUUACGACAACAAGUAUGAAAAGUUGUUAGCGGAUUUGAAAAAUGAGGCAGAAAAAAAGCGGGAGGAAAGACAAUUAUUUGCCAAGCAUCUUUCAGAGAAAACCAAAUUGUACGAGGUAACAAAAACUAAAUUAGAAAAUGUUGAAGGUGAUUUCGAGGCGACUAAGCAUAAGCAUGCCACAGUAAUAAAGGAACUUCAACGUGAAUUGCAAAAGUACAAAAAGUCCAUAGAGCGCGGAGCAAUUUCCGAAUCUUCAUCUACACGUCUAUAUUGUUCACAGUGCAGAAAUGGAAUUAAAAAUACCGUGGAAAAUAGCGAAGCUAUCGCACCUGCUAUCAAUGGAUUUGGGGAGAGUGGAACUGCUUUAACAACAAAACAUCGCACGCAUAGUCGUACGAGUAGUCAAAGUAGCCAGCCCAGCACAAGUCGGCGUCCAAGCGAGACUUCGGAGUCAGAAACAAUGGCCAGCAGCGUCACAACGGUACAGCAAGAUUUACAGGGACCAUCGAAAAAACAUUUGGUUGAACGCAUAUUGCGUUUGCAGCAGGCCUCGGCGCGGCAAACGGAAAAGAUAGAUUUUCUUGAAAAUCAUACACUCUCAUUGGUGGCAGAGUUGCAGAAAAAAUCCAAAGUUGUCCAGUAUUAUAUGCUGCGCGAUCAAGCAGGUGCACUUACCUCCACCAGAAGUGAUCAAAAUAAAUCCGAGUUAGCCAAAUAUGGCAAUGGUGUAAUGUCGGCUAUAUACAAUGGCAUAAAAGGUGAUACGAAAAGUAUGACAUUGGAGUUAUCUCUGGAAAUAAAUAAGAAACUGCAGGCAGUGUUAGAGGAUACGUUGCUCAAAAAUAUAACAUUAAAGGAAAAUCUGGAUGUUUUGGGGCUGGAAGUAGAUAACCUGACUAGAAAAUUAAGGCUCAUGGAGUCCAGGGAAUGACACAGACCCAUGUUUUAAAAAA
Molecule: messenger RNA, 2571 nt
Organism: Rhagoletis zephyria (snowberry fruit fly)
Lineage: Eukaryota; Metazoa; Arthropoda; Insecta; Diptera; Tephritidae
Gene: Golgin104
Product: coiled-coil domain-containing protein 186
Biological process (GO): vesicle cytoskeletal trafficking
Cellular component (GO): trans-Golgi network
Molecular function (GO): small GTPase binding
Source: RefSeq, a predicted model, not a curated record